Ziziphus jujuba (common jujube) is the source of this 992-nucleotide messenger RNA. Its product is annotated as expansin-A1. The record is from RefSeq and is a predicted model, not a curated record. The coding region runs from base 104 to 547 and encodes 147 amino acids. NCBI's taxonomy places the organism in Eukaryota, Viridiplantae, Streptophyta, Magnoliopsida, Rosales, Rhamnaceae. Gene Ontology annotation, cellular component: extracellular region. The transcript has 4 exons. Gene Ontology annotation, biological process: plant-type cell wall organization.
CAAAGCCUCAACUCUCCCCAAAAAAAAAUAAAUAUAUAUAUAUAUAUAUAUAUAUAUAUAUAUUUCAUUUCCUCAAAACAACCAUUUUUCAAGGGAAACAAAAAUGGGCCUGACGGGGAUUAUUUUGAUGGGCUUGCUCUUAAUGCUGUCAUCCGUUGAAGCCUACGACGGUGGAGGCUGGGACAGCGGUCAUGCCACUUUCAGUGGUGGAGGAGGGGCUUCUGGGACAAUGGGAGGGGCCUGUGGUUACGGAAACCCAGAUAGUCAAGGUUAUGGGACUAACACGACGGCAUUGAGCACUGCAUUGUUCGACAAUGGGUUGAGCUGUGGGGCAUGUUUCGAGAUUAUGUGCGUCAAUGACACCCAGUGGUGCUUGCCGGGGACCAUUGUCGUCACCGCCACUGAUUUAUGCCCACCAGGUGGUUUGUGUGAUCCGCCAAACCAGCAUUUCGACCUCUCUCAGCCUGCCUUCCAACUCAUUGCGCAGUCCCAAGCUGGGAUUGUUCCCGUCUUCCACCGAAGGGUAAGUUGCGAAAGAAGUGGAUGAAUAAGGUUCACAAUCAAUGGGCAUUCAUACUUCAAUCUGGUGCUAAGUAUAAGUGGGGUCUAAAGGAGUUUAUUGGUGUGAGGGAAAACUAGGGUAGUUUCCACGUAGGUGCAAUGUGCCAGCUAGGCUGUGCCCACAUGGCAUGGAAAAUAGACGGUUUCAAAACCUUGGUCUCAUCUCAUUCUUUAUUUAUGGAGGAGACGUACACAUAUAGAAUUUGUAUUGUUUGUCGUUUGUUUUCAAUUCAUGUUGAUUUGAUAGCAUAUUCAUAUUGGCCCAUACUGUAUCAUAUGGGGAACUUUGUGUUGCCGAAUGUAUAGGCUGGAAACUUGUGGGUUUUCUUCACCUUGGGCUCAUAUGUAGGGCCCAAGUGACCAAGCCCAUACCUUUAUUUUUCCUUAAAUGUAUACAUAUAGUUGUGGUAUUUCAAUUUUUGUUGAUUGGA